Lachnellula hyalina is the source of this 942-nucleotide messenger RNA. It is a transcript of the gene mpaC, whose product is annotated as Non-reducing polyketide synthase. Gene Ontology annotation, molecular function: hydrolase activity. The record is from RefSeq and is a predicted model, not a curated record. The coding region runs from base 1 to 942 and encodes 313 amino acids. The transcript has a single exon. Lineage: Eukaryota; Fungi; Ascomycota; Leotiomycetes; Helotiales; Lachnaceae.
AUGGACGACCCUAAAUACUCAAAGUUCAAUGUCUCAACCACAGUUUAUAAAACCGUCAAUGGCCAAGACAUCGACCUCGGCGUCAUGAUCCCCAAAGAUGCACACUCUGGCGCACGACCUGUCUUAAUCCAUUUCCACGGUGGCUUCCUCGUGACCGGCCAUGCCAUGUACCCCGAAUGGUUCGCGAACUGGGCAAUCGAUUACUCGCUCCUCCAUUCCGCCAUUGUAGUAUCGCCCAACUACCGGCUGUUCCCCGAAUCCAGCGGGCUCGAAAUCCUCUCCGACAUCCGCGAUUUCUGGACGUGGAUCCAGGAUGAUCUGCCGGCGUACUUGAAGAGUGUCGGCAGUGAAGUCACGCCGGAUUAUAGCAAAGUCCUUGCGUAUGGCGAGAGCGCUGGGGGAUAUCUUGCGAUUAUGUCUGGUCUUACGAAACCUGACCUCGUGAAAGCGGUUAUUGCGGCGUACCCGAUGACUUAUAUUGAUGCGGAUUGGUACCGCGUUGCUUCUAGCACGAAAGCACCGAUGGGAGCGCCGCAAGUGCCAGUAGCUGUGUUUGAGGAACAUGUUAAGGGGACACCGGAGGGGAAGAUCUUCACAGGAGCUUUUCCGCCGGAGAGAAUGCCGCUUGUGCUUUCGAUUUUGCAGAGUGGUGCCUUUUCUGGGUUGGGAGAUGACGAGUCGCUGUUUCCUGAUCGGGUGCUGGAGAAGUUGAGCGCGGAUCGAAAGGUGCCGUUUUUGUUCGCGUUUCAUGGAACGGAGGAUAGUGCUGUUCCCUGUGAACAUACACAGAAGUUUGUGGGGAAAUGGGAAGAGAAGUUUGGGCAAGGAAGUGUGGUGGGGAAGUGGGAGAAGGGGGAUCAUGGGGUUGAUGCUGUGACAACAUUAGAAGAACCCUGGUUGCAGGAAGGCUUGACCGAUGUGACUAAAGCGUGGAUUGGCUAA